CUCUCUCUCUCUCUCUGUAAGCAAUUACUACACCUUUUAAUUGUCUGGAAUUGGUUAUCAUCAAGUUUGUCAGAUUCCCAGUUUUGCUUUUGUUGAAUUCGAGAUGGGUUCAUGAUAAAAGUUGAUAAUUGAUAUCUUUUUACACAAGUGUGGGUGGUGUUUGAGCUGUGUGGAGGAUUUAAGAGUCGAAUUUCUGUGGUGGUGUAGAUGAAUGGCUUUUGAUUGGUUUCUGCUUUUGGGUUGAGGUUAAAUGUUCUUAUGCUUUUGAAUCCUGAGUAGUAGUGUUAAUGAAACUAAAUGCUUAUAUGGUGGAGUCUGAUGUCAGUUGUUCAAUGAAAUAAGUGUUUGCGUUUUAGCUCUAAGGCAGGAAUGAUGAAAUCAUGAUAGAUUACCGGUAUGUCUUAGUAUAUUUAGUUAGCUAGUUGCUGCUGGACUAAUCAUGCAGUUUGUCUCUUCGCCUGAAACAAAUGGUUAUGCUAGCCCGAGAGUUGUGUCCGGUUGAGAAUUCAGUUUGUCUAAUGUGUAUCACUAUGGAUAGUCUUGCACUUGGAAAUAUCUGGUUAGGUUGACUGACAGCAUUAAUAGUUUGAUUGAACCUGUACAGCACAGUACGGUGUAGUCCCACUGUUCGCAACAUCAUUUAGAUAGCGGUACUAUAUACCAAAGUUGAAAGAUUUAGUUUUUCUGUUUGUUUGCAGGGUCUUCUGCCUGCAAAAGGGAAUUGGGUUCUUACGUGUUGAAUAAGCUGAUUACUUGUGCCAGUGCUGUCCCCGAGUAGCAACAAUAACUGUGACAAAUCAUCCAAAACAGAUGCACUGUGAUUAUUAUGUCUGAACUGAUUGAAGGUCUUCCUGACGCUGUUGCUCUUAGGUGCAUUGCUUGGGUUCCCUUCCAUCUCCAUCCUAAGUUGGAGCUUGUUUCCCGUUCGUGGAAAGCUGCGAUUCAUAGCCCUGAACUGUUUAGAGCUCGACGGGAGCUUGGCUCAUGUGAAGAUUUAUUAUGUGUGUCCGCUUUUGAUCCAGAGAAUUUAUGGCAGCUGUAUGAUCCUCUUCACGACCUUUGGAUUACACUCCCUGUUCUCCCUUCUAGAAUUAGGAUCCUUUCUAAUUUUGGUGCCGUCUCCACUGCUGGAAAGCUAUUUGUGCUUGGUGGUGGUAGUGGUGCUGUUGACCCACAGACCGGUGACCAAGAUGGGAGUUUUGCAACCAAUGAGGUGUGGUCAUAUGACCCAGUAGUCAGGCGAUGGAACUCGCAUGCAUCUAUGCUUGUGCCUCGUGCAAUGUUUGCAUGCUGUGUUUUAGAUGGAAAGAUUGUUGUUGCAGGCGGUUUUACUAGCUGCCGAAAGUCAAUCUCUCAAGCAGAAAUGUACGACCCUGACAAGGAUGUGUGGAUUCCAAUACCUGAUCUCCACCGCACUCAUAAUUCGGCAUGCUCAGGAAUAGUGAUCAGAGGAAAGGUGCACGUCUUGCACAAGGGUUUAUCAACAGUGCAAGUCUUAGACAAUGUGGUGAAUGGGUGGACUGUAGAGGAUUAUGGCUGGCAACAGGGUCCAAUGACAGUUGUUAAGGGUGCACUUUAUGUGAUGAGCAACGGACUCAUCUGCAAGCAAGACCGAGAAGUGAGGAAGGUUGUAGUUUCAGCAUCUGAGAUUGGUCGCAGGAUUGGGUUUGCAAUGACUGGACUUGGGGAUGAAGUUUACGUGAUUGGUGGGGUGAUUAUCCCUGAUCAGUGGAACUUAGAGAUCAAGCCAAUGUCUGAUGUUGAUGUUUUGACCAUUGGGGGUGAAAGACCUACUUGGCGCCGGGCAGCUCCAAUGACACGGUGCCGUGGAACUAUUCUUGGUUGUACACAGUUGAGGAUUUAGGUAUCUUUGUUAUCUGGUUGUUUUAGUGCGCAUGUUGCUCUUCCUAAGGCUUUUGAUACCUACUACCAAGGAAUUGGCCUUUGCUGGCUAACCUUUCCUCUUUGUUUUUAUUUUAAUACACUCCACCUUGUUUCAUGUGCUAACUCCUAGUCUCCUACAUACCCCGGUAGGCGGUAACAGUAUAAGGUCCAGUACCACCGGGAAGAGGCAAAAAUAUACAGUAGGCCACUAGACUAUUUGUUAUGGAUGCACUUCUGUUCUGUCUUAAUUUUCCCCAACACGGGGAUUCUUGAUGUCACAGUUUUUAUGGAUUCGUCAGUGAGGAAACCCAUCUGAUCGAGCACUUUGCCAGUUAAUCUUUGUAUGUUUGAUUUGGGAAUUGAACAUUGAAAGUAUCUAUGAUCAAUUACAAAUCCCAAACAUGGCUUUGUUCAAGGAUGGUGGUGCUCUCCUAAACAGUUAAGACUAAAGAUUUUCAUAUACGUUUUCAUGGGUUUUAUCAUUGUAUUUAAAGAUGUUCAUUCUCUACUA
Argentina anserina (silverweed cinquefoil) is the source of this 2395-nucleotide messenger RNA. RefSeq names its product F-box/kelch-repeat protein SKIP30. The transcript is spliced from 2 exons. The coding region runs from base 827 to 1864 and encodes 345 amino acids. NCBI's taxonomy places the organism in Eukaryota, Viridiplantae, Streptophyta, Magnoliopsida, Rosales, Rosaceae. Gene Ontology annotation, molecular function: protein binding. The record is from RefSeq and is a predicted model, not a curated record.